Pectinophora gossypiella (pink bollworm) is the source of this 6547-nucleotide messenger RNA. RefSeq lists its product as uncharacterized. The coding region runs from base 535 to 4656 and encodes 1373 amino acids. The record is from RefSeq and is a predicted model, not a curated record. The transcript is spliced from 10 exons. Gene Ontology annotation, cellular component: SCF ubiquitin ligase complex. NCBI's taxonomy places the organism in Eukaryota, Metazoa, Arthropoda, Insecta, Lepidoptera, Gelechiidae. Gene Ontology annotation, molecular function: protein binding.
UUAAAGGUCAUAGCGAUCAAAUUAGAACAAUAUUUUUUGUGACAACAGUCUGCAUCUGUUGAUUAAAAUUUGAAACAUAUUAUGCUUCUAAACAAGGUCAACAGUUUUCAUCAACUCGUAGACGACGAAAAUAAUUAAAAUCACUUUGUAUUAUGUCCAUACUUUCACAUAUUGUGCGUUUCGUCUGCCCCUACUCAAGAUACAAGUGCAAGUGUCCGCGAAAAUGAUCUGUACUUUGUUUUUCGCAAUCACAACGUUACAUGAACAUGGAUGACCUAAAAUGCGAAUACAUAAAGAAAAAAAGAUGCUUCGGAGUGUUUCAAGGAGUGCAAAGUGAAGAAAUCGUAAUGUUUUUUACACAGAUUAUUGACUACAGUGAACGAAAUCGUGAUAGCAUCGCCUAACGAAUGGUGUACGGCUCAAGUACAAAAAGUGAAAAUGUGAUGUGUCAAAAUGAUUGUUUACCUCGCGGUGGACAGGUGAGCGGUUCGUAGAAGUGGUACGCGGGGGCGGCGGGAGGCGGGAGACGGUGGCAUGUCGGGUCGCGCGAGCCCCGUCAACGGCGGGUACGAGGCCGCCAGCGCCGAGCCCGCCGUCAGCGUGCGCCUCACCGUCCGCAAGGACCUGUUCCCCGAGGUGCGCCUGCCCAAGCUGCACACCGAGGACACAUCCGAUGACCAGACUGACCAGGAUGAUCUUGAAGACCUCGACUCCAUCUCCUGUGUCAAGCUCGAAACUGAUUUCGAGCAGAGUAUAGAUGAGAUUGCCAACCAGAAGCUACAAGUGGCUAAUGGGGCAUUGCCAUCUCCCACUAGGGCUCGACACAGAAAGCACAAGCAGCAUUCCAGACGGGAUGCUGAUAAGUCCACACUUAAUGGCUGUCUGCCUCCAGAAAAACGGAAAAAACGUUCAACACGGGGGUCCAAACAUAGGAAACAUUCAUCGAACAAUAUGUUACAAGUGAAAGGUGGCAAAAACCUGAAUUUAGUGAGUAGUAGUGAGUGUCAAGAAAGUGAAGGAGAAGAACAAGAGCAAGAAGAGGACAGUGAAAGUUCUGAAGACGAAGUGCUCAAAAGCAUUGUGAAGUUACCUAUAGUAGUGCCACGGCAAAGUGGCAAACCGUACAGUCAUGAACUAAGUCAAUUAAAAACAAAAAAGAGCAAAUCUAAAGACUCUAAUAAAGAGAGACGGACUCAUGCAGUGAUACCAUGUAGUGGCAAGCCGCGGUCCAUGUUGGGCAUUUGUAGUUCACGUAGCAAAAAGAAAUCGAAGAAGUCUGAGUGUGCUCCCACAUAUCACAGUCAGAUAGUGGACACAACUACUAACUUAAAAAUUAAAAUUAAGAGAACAAGUGCCCCUGAUACUAUAACUCCAACUCCAACAUCAAUUGCUGAUCUUGGUCAGAGGAAAUCGAAGAAGAAGCGGGCGGCUUCCCCUGUGGCCAGUGAGAGUUCAGGGGAGGAAUACGAUCCUUCUAAGGGUGACUCGGCGGCGAUCAGCCUCGCCACCCCGAAGCCUCGCCAGCCGCGGCCUAAAGCCCGCAAGACCAACACGUCUAAGUGUACGAAUAAAAGUGAAAAGACUGAAAGAAGUAGAGUUAGUGCAGCUGAUAACAAGGACACGGGACCCCAAAGUCCGUGGGCAGACAGAAUGCCAGAAGAGAUUCUUUUCAAGAUUUUCGACCUUGUUGUAACGACACAAGGCACAUUACCUACUGUUAUUAGGUUAGGGCGAGUGUGCAAAUUAUGGCACAGUGUAAGUUGCAGACCCGAGUUGUGGAAGAAUGUAGACCUUGCGCAAUACACGAGCGAAAAAUGCAAAACUGAUUACAAACUGUUCUGGCUCCUCGAGAAUCGAUUAUCCAAAUGUCAAAGUUUAAAUAUUGCUCAAUGGAAGGUAUGCAACGUGUCGUGGGUACUAGCGUGUGUGGCGGACUACUGUCCAGGGUUGACGGAACUCAGCGUCGCUGGCUGGUGCCGCAUCACGCCUGAACAACUGUUUGAGCUCGUGCAGGGACUGCCCAAGUUGCAGCGAAUUGAUCUUUCACUUACAUCGGAGACUGGCGGGUCGAGCACGUGUCUGUCGGCUGUGUCGAUGGCGCGGCUGUCUGAGAACUUCGGCUCCCGGUUCACACACCUCACGCUGGCUAACAACAAGUUCACUGCGCUACCGCAAAUACUUUCUUCAGUUGCGGCGCAUUGUAUAAACCUGGAGGUGCUGGACAUAUCUGGCGCGCAAGCCACGUCUCACCCCGCGGCCGUGCCACUGGAGGCGUUGCAGAAAGGAUGUCCCAAAAUGCGAGUCUUCCGAGCUGCCAACUCACAACUGGUUCUCGCUUCUGCUACUACUUCACAACAGAUGGAAUCCCCCGGUUGGACGCAGUUAGAAGAGCUAUCAAUAGCGGGGGAAGCGGCAGCUGGUGGUAGCAUGGUGGUGGGCGUGGGGGAGUAUCGACUGGGAGACGAGGCGCUGGCGAGGCUGGUUCGCGCGGCCACGCGGCUGCGGCUGCUGGACCUCAGGGGCCUGCAGCGGCUUACUGACUCCGGGCUCGUGCGCGUGCCUGCCUGGGACCUGCAGCAUCUGUUCCUUGGAGGCUGCAACGUGACGCGACAAAGCAACGCGUGUCUGGAGUUAAUCUGCGAGAAGUGGUCGCAUAGCCUUAUAGAGUUGGAUCUGUCGUGGGCUUCCGCGCACCGCGUGCUGGAUGACGCCGUCCGCGCCCUCGCCGACUCCACUAACAGCAAGCUUAAAAUAUUAAAUCUGUGCGGAUCGUCGGUAUCUUUGGAACCAGUUAAAAAGGUGCUUAUGAAAUGUCCACUUUUAGAGUCUUUAAAUCUGAGUUCGUGUCGCGCUUUACCGAGAGGCAUGAAGCGACUGUACACGGGAAAGGAACUUCAAGACCUCAAGGACAGUUUCGAUCCAGAAAAGGCAAAAACCAAAGAAGAAUCUGAAGACGACAAGCCUAAGAAAAAGAAAGAUGUCAAGAAGAAAGAGGCUGAUUCCAAAUCUGAAGAUACGGCAAAAGAGUCCCCGAAAGACGAUAUCUCUGAGAGUUCCGGCUCUCAGACAGACACGCACUCGAAGGACAAGUCUUCCUCGGCCGUCUUCCAGGAGCCAAAGAGUGUCUCAGACGCGGAAACCAAUUUGCCUGAUAAGACGUCAGUGACUGCCAAAACUGCUACCGGAGGCGGUGCUGAACUUUCUACAAGCAAGAUCAUGGAUAUGAUGAGCCCCGCAACAGACGGGAGACACUCUAUCAGAGAUGCCACACCUAAAUUGUUAAGUCCUGUUCCUGAAUCCAAACCUGACUCAUCUUCCACUCCUAGAUCAGACCCAGGGAAAACGGAAUUCGGUAGUCCACAUUUCAGUCCUGUGCCUAAGCCUGACAGUCAAGUACAAAAUAGUCCCGAAGUUCAACCAGAAUCCGUGAAAAGUAACAGUUCUUGGAAUUUAGGCCAGUUCAAAACUACGCCUACGCACAAAUCUGAAGCGAGUCCUUUGAAUAGAUUAGAGAGUCAUAGUAAAGCUAAACAUGGCAAAGUUAUAGAACAGUGUAGUCCAACAACUUCUCUAGAAAAUAAACCUAGCCCAGAAACAUUAGGUGUUAAGCAAGAUAUAAAAAAUCCUAAUAGCUAUUAUGGUAGUUACAGUCCCAUGCCCAGGCAAGAUACGCCUUUCUCUUCCCAAAGAAGCCCAUAUUCAGCCCAACCGAGUCCAGCUCAGCCAAGUCCAUACUCAACGCAACCCAGCCCCUACUCCACCCAGCCCAGCCCAUACUCCUCACAGCCUAGCCCAUAUUCUGCACAACCCAGCCCUGACACUAGUCAGAUUGUCAAGCAAGAUUUGCAGAAAUCUGGUGCUUGGAACACUGGUAAUUUCAGCCCAAUGCCGAAACAUCACACACCAUUCUCCCCUCAUCCUUCAACGCACACCAGUCCCGAUCCUGGACUAGGUGUAAAGAGUGAUAGCCUUAGGAGUAGUUCUAACAAAACACCCGGCCAAUACAGUCCCAUGUCAAGACAGGAUCGUCUACAUCAGAGCCCUUAUUCACCUAGACCUAGUGUAGAAACUGCGCCAUACAGCAACAAGAAAAGUCCUGCCAGCGUAGGUAACUAUAGUCCUAUGAUGCGAGCGGAUUGUAUACUCCCUAGUCCGGAUGGAUCGCAACCUACGCGAAAUAUGUUAACCGGGAGAUCCCAAGACAUGUACAGCCGGCCGAUGUCUAAAGUACCAGAAGUCGUCCACAACGUUCCGCCAUCCGAUGUUGCUGGCGCGUGGGGCAUCGACAGGUUCAACCAAAUGAGUGCUUCGGCGAUUGGGUUGGACCAGCUGGGAUGGGGCGCAUCUCCGUUUGGCGCGGAGCCACAGUCGCGCGCAGACAACAUUCCCGCCAUACACAACGCGCCGCCGACGCAGGCGUGGCCCACCACCGGAUUGCCUUCAUUCGACUCCGGCGUACGUAGACGCACCGACGAAGUGAGUAAUCCUUGGACGUUGCCAUCGGGCGACUUUAGUGUGAACCAGCCUCAAGUGCACAACACGUUUGUGGAGCAAGCUGUGAACUUUGAUACGUUGAGUGCUCACGUUAGCCACCAGACUCAUAUGUUACAGAACUAUUUGGACGAUAGUUUCACUGAGAGUUCGCGCGUCGACUGACGCCCUCAUUGUGUAUGGCGAUCUCUUAUCGCUACUGUGACUUCGACCAAACUGUGUUUGAUGAAACAUAGACACACCUUUUCCUUACGGAUUUGGGUGACCUUUUAAUUAAUAUUGAACAAUUAUCAUAUAGUAGAGAUUGUAAAUAAGAUUAUCUAAAUAAUUAAAGUUUAAGAGUAACGAAGCUAGAAUUGCAUUAAAAUUAUUUUGCGGCAUAGUUUAUGAAAACGAUAAGAUGCGCAGAUAGUAUUAGGAGCUAUUACUAAAUUCACUUUAAUUUAAAUUUUGUUGGAUAUACUCACAAGUUAGGUUUUAUAGUAAUUCGUUAUGUGAAUGCCAAAAUAUUUUCGAAUACUAAGGCCAAAAUGCAUAUUUAUUUUAAAUUCUAUAAUUUUGUAUUAGCAUGGGAAGACAAGUUUGCGUGCGUUUUAUUUUAUUUUUGGAUAAGUAAUUUUUAUAUCUUUUUGUGUUUAGACUCUUUUAUAUUUCCCUGGCUCAACUGAUUUCUGAUAUAUUUAGCAAUUAUUAAGUUAGAUAAUCUAACGUUCCAAACCAAGCCAUAUGUACUGAGAAUAAUGAUUCGUUAUAUGAACAUUCCUUUUAAAUCUCAGACUCAAUUAUUUACAUGUAACUUAUUAAACAAUGCAAAAUGAUUCUUAAAACAAGUAUUGAUCGAUAUUUUAAUGAAGCAGCUAGUAUAUUUUAUAUGUAAUGGCAGGAAUAUCUUUUUUAAAUGUACUUCUUUUUAUGGCCUAGAUAGUUUAAAAAUCGGGUUUUUAAUCAAUUUUUAUUUAUUUAUGAUCUGAGUUUUUUUUUCUAGAAAAUGAAAUAUGUAUUAUUGUAGAUAUCUAUUGUUGGUAUUGCUCCGUUCUGAUGAUUGAAAUUAAUGUUAUUUGUCUGGAAGUGGAUGAAGGCUUUUUAGAUGCAGAAAGUACAUAUUAUAUUGUUUACAUCUUCCUAAAUAUUAAAAAUUCCAGCAACACUCUUGGCAGCUUUCACCUAUUUCUAGCAAAAAGUCAAAGUAAUUUGUUAUUGUAACAUCAUGUUUGCAAAUUAGGUUUCAAUUAUCAGAGUGGUGCAUGAUUUUAGAAGAAUAUUGAUGUCAUCUGUUUGUCAACCAACCAAUAUUAAAUAUUAUAUAGAGUUGUUUUUGAAUGGUGCAAGGGAAUCUGAACGCUUCUAUCUCUUAAAGUUUCACAUGUUUGUACUGCUUUUAUAUAACUACGUUGCUUUUUAAUUAUUACGAAUGAGACUUUAUCGGCGGUGUACUACUCAUGUCAAAAUGUGGUUUUGUAAACGAUAUCCACCUUACUUUGCAUUGACUGUCAUUCACCAUCGGAUGGAACGCGAUAGAUGUCUUCUUACAAAUAAAUAUAAAUUAGAGAUAAGCGUUUAUUUUUCCUCGCCCUACAUAUAAGAGUCUUCUUUACAAUAUUCCGGGUUUCAUGUUAACAUCAAUUGUUAAGAGCCAAGUACAAAGUGCUUUACUACAUAAGUACUUCAUGUUGUAUUUAAAGAUACCCAUUUAAACCACCAAAUAUUGUUUCCAAUACCUACAUUAGCCUUAAAAAUCGCCUAAUGUUUAACUGAAGAGAAUAUUUUAUAGUUUUAUUAACUUAUUACGAAAUGAAAAAUUAUUAUCUACCUACUAUAAUAGAGUGUAUAAAAUAAAUUAGGUAAAUCUAAUUAUGUAAUGUCAAUCGUGUACUAUAGCAUGUAUAAAAUAAAGUUGACUAAUACAUGUAAGUUCUGUUAUGUAGAGAUUUUUGUUUGUAAUAUUGUUAAAUUACUGUGUGGACUUCAGGUGGUCCAAUUUUUAUAACCUAACCAAUAAAAUAUCGAUGUGGUUGUACAUUUACAUUUUUAAUAGAAUGUACUCUAUUUAUUAAAU